AUGGCUACCGCCCUCGUCAGCCAACUCGACAAGCAAUCAAAGAACAUUGCAGAUCUGCUAGCCUUCAUCAAGCAAGAGUUGGACGCGGAUGCAGAACGCCAUGCCUCGCUGCAAGCCUCCGCCGCCGUGGCGGGAGACGUGCUACAGCAAGACUCGCAGACUGGGGCAACGCUCGAUCUCAGCAAGAAGAAAUUGAGCGCUUUGCCGGUGGAGGCCAUUGGAUUGAUGAAGCACAAGGUGGAACGACUCGCCGUUUCUCACAACCCACAAAUCUCCCUUCCCCCCCAGAUUAUACAAUGCGAGCGCCUACGCUACCUCAACAUUCGGUGGAACCAGCUCACGCACUUCCCCGACGUGGUGCUGCAACUGUCCAAACUCGAGAUCCUCGACCUCAGCGGAAACAAAAUCACCGCUCUCCCGGAAGACAUCAAGAAACUGUCCUCGCUCAAGUUUUUGGCCGUCGCGAAGAAUCGCAUUACGAGACUACCCCUCGCGCUGGGCGAAAUGAGCAGCCUGGGCAAGCUCAAGUUCGAGGAGAAUCCUCUUGUCUUCCCCCCUCCCGAUGCAAUCAAACUCUCGCCAGACCGCCUGGCAGCGGCACACGACGUGGAGCGAGAAAAAGAGAUGUGCCAAAAGGUAAAGCGUUUCUUGAGAGCCGCAGCGGUGAAGGAGAAGUUAAGAAUCGUGACCGAGGAUGACCAAAGCGAGGACCACGUCGAAACGCCGCGACCGCCGAAAAGGACCGCAAUUGCCGGCCGCUUCCCCAUUCGACCAAGCAUCAGCGGCCUUGACAGCAUGAUCGAGUCCAAGCCUGACUCCUCUCUUGGCGAGCCUGGAAUCGUCCCGCCAAUCCCACACAAGUCCCAUGCACGCGUGGAGUCGUCAAAUGCUUCGGGCAUGAAGCGGCCAGGAGCUGCUCCCCUUCUCAACAGCGGGAACGAUGGCAAUCGCAGUCGGAGCGAAACAGUGUCGUCUUGGAGCAAUCUCCGCCAACGACGCCAAGGCUACGUCCCUACACGGAGGCCCACCGGAGAUCUUGAGGCACUGAAUGAGGAUAUGGACCGACUUACUCAGACUUCAAUGGCCAGGCCAACACACGUGCGAGCUUCGAGCUCUAUCUCCACUACGCAGAGCACCACUGGCCCCAGUAGUGGUGACACAUCUGGUGCCGUCAGCCCCGUGGAAGCACAGUCGAAAGCCUAUCAUAUCGGUCCUGCCUACAAAGCACGCAAGAGGCUCAACACACCCAAUGCCGUCAUUGGGAUUUGCCGGCGGCUGAACUUCAUCUUGCCCCAACUUAACACCUCGAUAUCCAGCGUGGCUAUGUCAAUGAGGAUGGGUCCGCCCCAUGCAUCCCCCCUGGGACGUCAGCUUGUCGCCGCAAGUGCAGAAGUGAAAGAUCUGAAUCGUCGUUUGGAGGAACUGGAGAGCGGCCCACAUCCUCGAUCAAAGACUCCACAGCAGAUCUCAGCGCUGGGUGCCCACGCUGCCAUCCACGCAAUAAAGUGUUACGAAGUGUUGCUCGUCGAGCUCAAACGCAGAUCGCGAGCGAGUCCGCGAGAUGUCGGCGGACCCCAAGCGCGUGCUGCACUGUUUCAAAGCCAUUUCUGCAUGUUGGAGCUACAGAACAUGUGCACCACCCUCGGUCUGAAGAUUAAGCAUCGGCCAGAUCCGUCUUCCCACGACCAAUCGCGCGUAUCGCAAGCAUGGAGCAGCAAAUCCGUGACACCGACCCAGCCCAAAGCACCCAGCAAUCGCAGAAUGGCUCGCCCAGCCAUGUUGCAGGGCCUCAGUAGCCAGCCGGCGCAAUCGGGACUGCCGCCGCCACCGAUGCGCCUACAGCCGGAUUGGGGCACUAUGCAGCCUAUGGGAUCGCCAAUCUCCAUGGGUACACUACGGCCUGCUGAACCCUACUCACGACCAUCUACCAGCCAGUCGAGCUUCUCUCGCACGAACCCGACCCGCAGCCCCUUAGAUGGCAACGAAGGCGACGAAUCUUUCGAAGGGGUCUUCAUGAAAUUGGAGGCGGUGUGCAAUCUGGCCGGGCAAAUAUUGCCGCAGUGCCGUAAAGAGUUUCAGAUGCGCAAAGAAACGGCGAGAAAGGCAGAACAGCUUGGUCUGUCCGCACAGUGGACGGCCAUGGUCAACAAGUGCGACGAAGUCCUCGCACACAAUUGGUCAAUGAAGAAACGUUUAGAGGCGGUAAAGGUCGGCGACCAUGGCUUACGCUAUCAGCGAGAUUUCUGGGUUCUGUGCGACACCUUUGUCCAUUCUUGGACAGCGUUUGCAACCGAUGUCAAAGAUCUCAGCCACAGACGUAUCGACAUUACCGCCAUCAAGCCGCUGAUGCGCACUCUGCAGAGACAGGUGACUGAUGUAUACAAGGCGAUCAAUCGGUCGCCCAUGUAUAGUCACGCGCGCUCCGGCAGCAAAGGUCCGGACAAUGUCAUUCCCACAAGCCUCGCAUCGCCAUUGCCCUUGGGAUGGAAGCCGGUAUAUGCAUCGCAGGACGUCAAUCCCCGGCUCACCUCUCCACUCACCGCGAGCCCUCUCUCUGCCGCACUUGGGCCGGCCGUCCUUGCCACCGUUGCCACGACGCCCACCCCUCCCGCAAGUGCACCGCGGGAGAAUUUGAACGAGUUAUUGACCGCAAAGCUCACGCGUGAUCGAAAUGAUACGCCAAUGCAGCAGCCUCACUAUCCCAGGAGGAUUUAG
Molecule: messenger RNA, 2715 nt
Organism: Neohortaea acidophila
Lineage: Eukaryota; Fungi; Ascomycota; Dothideomycetes; Mycosphaerellales; Teratosphaeriaceae
Exons: 5
Coding region: 1-2715 (904 amino acids)
Molecular function (GO): protein binding
Source: RefSeq, a predicted model, not a curated record